Molecule: messenger RNA, 258 nt
Organism: Lachancea dasiensis
Lineage: Eukaryota; Fungi; Ascomycota; Saccharomycetes; Saccharomycetales; Saccharomycetaceae
Source: the annotation of a GenBank genome assembly
AUGGGAAACGUGAUGUCCGCCAGCUUUGCACCCGAGUGCACCGAAUUGAAACACGAGUACGACAACUGUUUUAACCAAUGGUACAGCGAAAAGUUUUUGAAGGGUUUGUCGAUGGAGAAUGAGUGCAGCAAACAGUGGUACGCGUAUACCACUUGUGUGGAGUCUGCGUUGGUCAAGCAAGGCAUCAAGCCGGCUUUGGAAGCUGCCCAAAAGGAAGCCCCCUUCGAAAAUGGCGGAGAAAGCAGCGAGAGCAAGUGA